CAGCAAGGCGCUAGAAUUGCUUGCUAUCGACUUGGCUGCAACCGGAAGGGAACGCCUUCGCGACCGCGUCCAAAGUACGAGUACGUACGUGGCAGCAUCGGCCGAGUAUCCGGAUAAUCAUGCCCGUCGACAUUUUCGAGAACCUCAUGCGCCAGGCCAUCAUCGGUCGCGCAUGGCGCCCGCUCGUCGUCGCCGGCCCGCUCGCGUCGCUGGCCGUCGCGCACUGCGCAAGCAGCCGCAACGACCUCUCGGACACUCUGCCAGCAAGCGCGAUCCCAACCUUUCUCAAGCACGAGCUCGACGCUGUCCGCGCCGAUAUGGGCACGAACGCGCCAAAAGUCGCAAUCAGCACGCUUCAGCACACGCACAAGCUAGCGUUCGCCGUGCCGCACGACGCCAGGGACAAGGUGCUGCAUGCGUUCGUGACGCAGGUCCAUGCCAACGACACGUCGGCCGCUCUCGAAGUCGUGCCCUCGUCCUCCGCGCCGCCGUCGCUUGACUAUGUUUUUACCGACGGCUCGGGCUCGGUGCAGGUCCGCAACGACCACUUUGUCCUCUUCAAGGACGAGCCAAUGACCAAAGGCGACCUCGUCGCGUUCGCAGCAGCGUACCGCGCAUCGAGCGGAGCGCCUUGCACUUGUGUCUCUCGAGCAAAGGCGCUCGAGGACGUGGCCAAGCUCGGGCUCGUCGUCUACGAUGGCGACGGCGUCUUGACGUGGGAUUCACUCGCGGGCUACGACGCGGUCAAGGCCGAGAUCCAAGAUACCGUCGUCCUUGCGCUGCAAAACCCAGCGCUGUACGAUGCGAUCGCCGAGCGCACGCGCUGUCGGUACGAAAGCAAUCGACCCCGCGCCAUCUUGCUCGAAGGCCCGCCCGGCACGGGCAAGACGCUGAGUGCGCGCAUCGUGGCGUCGCAAGCCGGCAUUCCGCUCAUUCACAUUCCGAUUGAGAGCCUCGUCUCCAAGUGGUACGGCGAAAGCGAGAAGAAGAUGGCGGCCAUCUUUGACGCGGUCGACCAGCUCGACGGCGCGCUUAUCUUUAUCGACGAGAUCGACGCACUCGCGACCGAGCGGGGGUCGGGCAACAUGCAUGAAGCGACGCGCCGCAUGCUCUCGGUGCUCCUCCAAAAGCUCGAAGGGUUCCAGUCGGCGAAAAAAGUCACGUUGAUUGCGGCCACGAACCGCAAGCAAGACCUCGACGCCGCGUUGCUCAGUCGCUUCAACCUGUGCAUCCGGUACGACCUUCCCGACGACGCCACCCGCGCCGCCGUCUUCCAGCGAUAUGCCAAGCAGUUGUCGCCGACCGACCUCAACACUUUGGCGCACCGCACCAACGGCAAGUCGUGUCGUGACAUCAAAGAGAUUUGCGAAUACACUGAACGCAAGUGGGCGUCGACCGUGCUUCGAAAGAAGCAGUUGGCGACGUCGACGCCGAACGUCGACGCCUAUAUCGCUGCGAUCGACGCGACAACACCCGCCAGUGCAUUUGUGGACAUUUAAUGUCCAAUUUAGUCAGUACUGUGCCCCGA
Saprolegnia diclina VS20 is the source of this 1528-nucleotide messenger RNA. RefSeq lists its product as hypothetical. Gene Ontology annotation, molecular function: ATP hydrolysis activity; ATP binding. The transcript has 9 exons. The record is from RefSeq and is a predicted model, not a curated record. Bases 120 to 1499 code for a protein of 459 amino acids. Lineage: Eukaryota; Oomycota; Saprolegniomycetes; Saprolegniales; Saprolegniaceae.